AUGUUAUGUAAUAUUUCCAAUAUUCAUGAAUACGUGACCACAGCUUUGAAAUAUUAUGGAGGUACUUUUAAGUUUAGAGGACCCUUAUUCACAAACAUCAACUUUUACUUCACUAGUGAUCCUGUAAACGUGCACCACAUUACAAGUAAGAACUUUGCCAACUACGGCAAAGGUUCUGAGUUUCAUGAGAUCUUUGAAAUUCUUGGAGAUGGAAUCUUUAAUGCUGAUUCAGACAAGUGGAAGUACCAGAGGUGCAUAUUACAAUCAUUGUUUAAGCAAAGCAUCUUUGAGAAAUUUGUUAAAAAGGUCAUUCAUAAGAAAUUAGAAUGUUACCUACUUCCACUUCUGAAUGACAUUUCAGAAUCAAGAACUAUUGUGGACUUGCAAGACAUCUUUCAAAGGUUCACUUUUGAUAGUAUUUGCUCCAUGGUGUUGGCAUUUGAUCCCAAUUGCCUUCCUAACAAGCUCACUCAAUUCCCUGAGGUUGCUGUUGAGAAAGCUUUCAACAAAAUGGAGGAUACAAUUCUCUACAGACAUCUGGUCCCAAGAUGGUUCUGGAAGUUGCAGAGAUGGCUCCAAAUUGGACAUGAGAAGGACUCCAUUGCUAUCCUUCGAGUUGCCGAGCAAUUCUUCCAUGAUCGUAUAUCAAUCAGUCGGAAAGAGAAAAGUAGAUUCAACUACACCAAAGAUGAUGAAUCAAACUUUGACAUGCUUAAAGCUCUUGUGGAGGAAAGUGGAAUGGAACAGGUAGAUCACAAGUUUUUAAGAGACAUUGCAGUUAAUCUCUUAGCAGCUGGAAGGGACACAAUUAGUGCAAGUCUAUGUUGGUUUUUCUGGCUUGUUUCAACUCACCCUAAUGUUGAAACCAAAAUCCUUGCAGAAAUCAGAUCAAACUUCAAAACUAAUGAAGAAAAUUGGCGGGUGGAAGACCUUGACAAGCUAAUUUACUUGCAUGGAGCCAUAUGUGAAGCUCUGAGGCUUUUCCCUCCGGUGCCAUUUGAGCACAAAUGUGCCAUCAAAUCUGAUAUACUUCCAAGUGGAGAUCGUGUUGAUGCAAAUACUAUGGUGUAUUACUCCAUAUACUCAAUGGGAAGGAUGGAACAAAUAUGGGGAAAAGAUUGCUUGGAAUUUAAGCCAGAAAGGUGGAUUUCGGAAAAAGGAAUCAAUAUACAGGUACCAUCAUACAAGUUCAUGGCUUUUAAUGCAGGCCCCAGAAGUUGUUUGGGCAAAAAUAUAAGCUUUAUCCAGUUGAAGAUCAUUGCCAUUGCUUUGCUGUGGAACUUUCACUUCCAAGUGGUGGAAGGGAAUUCCGUAUGUCCAAGUGUUUCCAUUGUGCUACACAUGAAGCAUGGGUUGCAAGUCAAGGUUACUAAAAGAGGCAAUUGA
This is a messenger RNA of Arachis ipaensis, 1386 nucleotides long. The record is from RefSeq and is a predicted model, not a curated record. Lineage: Eukaryota; Viridiplantae; Streptophyta; Magnoliopsida; Fabales; Fabaceae.